Molecule: messenger RNA, 4074 nt
Organism: Nelumbo nucifera (sacred lotus)
Lineage: Eukaryota; Viridiplantae; Streptophyta; Magnoliopsida; Proteales; Nelumbonaceae
Biological process (GO): protein phosphorylation
Molecular function (GO): protein kinase activity; protein binding; ATP binding
Source: RefSeq, a predicted model, not a curated record
UCGAGAGAGGGAAGAGGUGAGAAAGUUUAUUUUGUCGGCCAUUAAUGCUUCAGUGUGGAGCUUUCUUUCUUUCUCUCUCUCUCGGCCCUCGGAUUCAGCAUUCAGGAAACGAUUUUCUUCUCAUUUGGGUUUGUAUGCUUUUGUUGUUUGAUUAGAGAGGGAGCAAAAGGGAGAGAAAGUUGUGAUCCAUUGCACUUGAGUUCGACUGAGAAAGGAAAAGCUAGAUUUGAUGCAUGAGUUUGUAUAUCAAAAAGGUGGAUUUUACUGAAAAAUUUUUGCCUAGAAAUCGAAGCUGUCGCUAUUUUGAAGAUCUUUGCGUGAAAAGGCGAGUUGGGUUUUUUUAUCUCGUCUUGUGGGUAAUGAAUUUUACGGUUUUGAUGUCUAGAGUAAUCGGAAAUGGUGGACUUUGUGGGGUGUUUUUGAUGAACUAUGGGCUCAGAGGCAUGUAACUGCGUUACCUUGUGGAGGAUACUGGUUCGUUAGUGUGUUAAUGUAAGAUAGCUAACCUUCUGCAGGUUCUUAUAUUCUUUUUGGGUGUUAACUUGAGUUGAGAGCCGACUAUUAAAAUGUUGAGGAUUUUGAAGUCGAAGCGAGGUUCUUUUAUGGGCUUUGGUGGAUUUUUACUGGUAGCAGCUCUACUGAUUUGGGUUUCUGAGGGGCUAAAUUCGGAAGGGCAAUACCUCCUGGAGCUGAAGAGCAGCCUUCAUGAUGAUAUUAACCAUCUGAGUAGCUGGAAUGCCAGAGAUGAGACGCCAUGUGGAUGGGUGGGUGUGAAUUGCACACUCGACUACUACAAUCCGGUGGUCUGGUCUCUUGAUCUUAAUUCCAUGAAUCUUUCUGGGACCCUUUCAUCGAGUAUUGGUGGUUUGGUCCACCUGACAUAUCUCGAUUUGUCAUACAAUAAAUUCUCUGGAAGCAUACCAAAGGAGAUUGCUAAUUGUUCAAAGUUGGAGGUUAUUUACCUGAACAACAACCAGCUUGAAGGUGAAAUACCUGUAGAAUUGGGCAACCUUCCUUUAUUAACAGAAUUAAAUGUAUGCAAUAACAAAAUAUCUGGACCUCUUCCAGAGGAGUUUGGAAAUCUUUCAUCUUUGGUUCAAUUAGUUGCAUAUACUAACAACUUGACAGGCCCAUUGCCUCAUUCACUUGGGAACCUGAAGAAAUUGAGAAUUUUUCGAGCAGGGCAGAAUUUGAUAUCCGGAAGCAUACCUGCAGAGAUAAAAGGAUGUGAGAGCUUGGAAGUACUGGGUCUUGCCCAAAAUCAGUUAGGUGGUGAAUUACCCAAGGAGGUUGGGAUGCUUGGGAACUUGAAGGAAAUCAUCCUUCAAGAUAAUGAGUUAUCUGGGGUUAUUCCAAAGGAGCUAGGGAAUUGUACGAACCUCAGGACUCUUGCUCUGUACCAGAACAAUCUUGUGGGUGAAAUACCUGCGGAGAUUGGAAACCUGAAGCUUCUGGAAAAGUUGUACCUUUACAGGAAUUCGUUGAAUGGGACAAUUCCAAAGGAGAUUGGAAAUCUUUCUUUGGCAACAGAGAUAGACUUCUCAGAGAAUUCAUUGUCAGGAGAAAUACCAAUAGAGUUAACUAAGAUAAAGGGUCUACGCUUACUCUAUCUUUUCCAGAACCAGCUUACAGGCAUUAUUCCAGAUGAUCUCAGCAACUUAAGGAAUUUGACUAAGCUUGAUUUGUCGAUUAAUUACCUCACAGGUCAUAUUCCAGUUGGAUUUCAAUAUUUGACUGAACUGCUCCAGUUACAGCUCUUCAACAACUCACUGAGUGGUAGCAUUCCUCAAGGGCUUGGAGUGUAUAGCCGACUUUGGGUGGUUGAUUUCUCGGAAAAUGAUCUAACUGGAGAAAUACCCCGUCAUCUUUGCAGACAUUCUAAUCUGAUUUUAUUGAACCUAGGUUCAAACAGACUGACUGGAAAUAUCCCUACAGAGGUCACAAAUUGCAAAUCACUGGUUCAGCUUCGCCUUGUUGGAAACAGCCUUACUGGGAGCCUUCCAUCUGAUUUAUGUAAAUUGGUUAACCUCUCUGCUAUUGAAUUGGACCAAAAUAAGUUUAGUGGCCCUAUUCCUUCAGAAAUAGGGAAUUGCAAAGCAUUGCAAAGACUUCACCUCUCUGAUAAUUACUUUACAUCUGAGUUGCCAAAAGAAAUAGGUAAGCUUUCUAGGUUGGUGACCUUUAAUAUCUCAUCAAAUAUGCUUACUGGACGAAUACCACGAGAAAUUUUCAAUUGCACGAUGUUGCAACGACUUGAUCUCAGUAGGAACAGAUUUGUAGGUUCGUUGCCAGAUGAGCUUGGUAACCUUUUCCAAAUGGAGCUUCUCAAGCUUUCAGAAAACAAGUUCUCAGGAAGUAUACCUGCAUCAUUAGGCAACCUCUCCCGUUUGACUGAGUUACAGAUGGGUGGUAAUGCAUUUUCUGGUGAGAUACCACCAGAAUUUGGUGGUCUUUCAAGCUUACAGAUUGCAUUGAACCUCAGCUACAAUAAUCUCUCAGGUGGAAUUCCACCUCAGAUUGGGAAUCUCAUCUUACUAGAAUUCCUCCUGCUUAACAACAAUCAUUUGACUGGUGAAAUUCCUGGGACCUUUGGGAAUCUAUCAAGUUUAUUAGGGUGCAAUCUUUCAUACAAUGAUCUCACUGGUCCUUUGCCUUCCAUUUCACUGUUUCAGAACAUGGCCAUCAGCAGCUUUAUUGGAAACAAAGGUCUUUGUGGAGGACCUCUUGGGGAAUGCAGUGGAUCUCCAUCUUCACCCUCUUUCCAACCAACUCCACAAGUAGAAGAUCCACCUCUUGCUAAAUUUGUCACAAUAGUUGCAGCAGCUAUUGGUGGGGUUUCUCUCGUUCUAAUUGUAGUAAUUGUAUAUUUCAUCAGACGUCCAGUUGAUACUGUUGCUCCUUUACAAGAUAAACAAUUAUCUUCUCUCUCAGACAUAUACUUUUCUCCAAAGGAAGAUUUUACUUUCCAAGACCUUCUUGAAGCAACAAACAAUUUUGAUGACAGUUAUGUGCUUGGAAGGGGUGCUUGUGGAACAGUGUAUAGGGCAGUUAUGUCAUCUGGGCAGAUAAUUGCUGUUAAGAAGCUUGAGUCCAAUAGAGAGGGGAACAAUAUUGACAACAGCUUUCGUGCAGAGAUUCUAACACUGGGGAAGGUCCGGCAUCGGAAUAUUGUAAAACUAUAUGGUUUCUGCUACCACGAGGGUUCUAAUCUUCUUCUCUACGAGUACAUGGGGAGAGGCAGCCUGGGAGAAUUGCUUCAUGGGGAAUCUUGUAGCUUGGAAUGGCAGACACGAUUCACAAUUGCUCUUGGGGCUGCUCAGGGGCUGGCUUAUUUACAUCAUGACUGCAAGCCUAGGAUCAUUCACCGAGAUAUAAAGUCUAAUAAUAUCCUACUUGAUGAUGACUUUGAAGCUCAUGUUGGUGAUUUUGGACUGGCAAAGGUGAUUGACAUGCCGCAGUCCAAAUCAAUGUCUGCUGUUGCGGGAUCAUAUGGUUACAUUGCCCCUGAAUAUGCAUACACCAUGAAAGUUACAGAAAAAUGUGAUAUCUAUAGCUACGGGGUUGUUCUUUUGGAGUUGUUGACUGGAAGAACACCUGUACAACCACUAGACCAAGGAGGUGACCUCGUUACAUGGGUGAGAAACUAUAUUCAGAAUCAUUCAUUGACACCUGGAAUAUUUGAUGCUCGAUUAAAUGAUGUAAAAGAAAAGAGAAUUGUUGAUCACAUGACCACUGUUUUAAAAAUUGCCUUAUUCUGCACAAGUUUGGCCCCUUUAGAUCGUCCUUCAAUGCGACAAGUUGUGUCAAUGCUGAUUGAAUCUGAUGAGCAACAAGGGAACUGUAUUUCUUCUACAGAUGACAAUACUUCUUUCAAGGAUGAUAUCCCAUGAAUGCCUUCAAUACUUUGGAAUAGCCAAAGUAAAUAUUCUUUUUUCUUUUUGGUGCCAAUUCUUCCUUGUAUUAUUUGCAGAUUGAAAUUUAUAAAGUAUCUCUGUACAUCCUUCUUUUCCACAUUUUUACACCAAUUGUAUCUAUCAGUUUUUGCAGCUAAUGGACAUCCUCUGGAUUUCUCUA